This is a messenger RNA of Nothoprocta perdicaria, 849 nucleotides long. RefSeq names its product chromosome unknown C1orf109 homolog (gene AIRIM). The record is from RefSeq and is a predicted model, not a curated record. Lineage: Eukaryota; Metazoa; Chordata; Aves; Tinamiformes; Tinamidae. The coding region runs from base 1 to 504 and encodes 167 amino acids. Gene Ontology annotation, cellular component: nucleus; cytoplasm. The transcript is spliced from 4 exons.
AUGGCGGCGGGCUCAGAGUUCGGCGUUGGCUCCGGUACCAGUAGGCGGUCGGUGCCCACCUCGCUCCUAAGGCGUGCCGCCCGCGCCCGGCCUCGUUUAAAUCAACGGCCGCCGCAGCGCGACCAAUGGGCGCGCACGCCGCGCGACGCGCUGACGCCGCGGCGGGCGGAGCUGCGCGCCGUGCGCGACGCCGUGGGCUCCGCCGUGGGCGCCGCACUGCGACUCUACGAGGAGCGCGCCGGCGAGCUGGGGCUGGCGGUGGCACUGCGACGCGGGCCGCGCUGCCCUGCGCUGGCCGAGGCGCUCGAGGGUCUGCACGACGUGGAGCGGCACUACAGGCUGCUGUACCUGGAGAGCAGCCUGCUACUGCAGCGCAUCAGUUGCGAUGACCUGGACACCAUGGAGGCCCUGCCACAGGCCUGGGAGUGCAUCCUGGAGCGCCAUAAGCCCCACGUCGUGCAAGAUACGCUGCUUAAGAUCUCGCUUUUUCUCGACAAUCAGUGAUCCCUGUGCUGCUAACCAGGCUCCAAGGGAGAACGGGAUGUGCUGAUGUGGAUUGAAUCCUGUAGGUGCCUGGUAUGUGACUUUUCUGAGCCAUCCUUGAAGAGCAGAAUGAGCUGAGCAAGCCUUCCAUAUGCCUUUUGGAAGGAUAGUUGGCCUGGGAAAAGCUUGGGCUGUUCCAUUUUGAAAUGGAAAUGGACUUAACUCAGUGUCCAAAGACAGCAGGAAGAGUCAUCACCUUCAUCUAUGGACACCGGCCUUUCUCUUUUGUGCACUGAAUAUUUUGUAUACUGAAAGAAUUGUUGAGAUUCAUUAAGUUGUGAAUAAACAGUCCUAAUAGUGUUUUUU